GUUUACGAAGGAUGGAAGGAGAAUUACAACUGUUGUUGCUGUUUUAAUGUCCAUCUUCUAAACAGUUUCAAUCCUCAUUGAAGGCGCAAGGAGAAACAGGAAACCAUGCCGACCAAGUUGAAGUUCAAGAUAGUAUAUUUUAGAGAUGCAAUGCCAAAUGGGUACCGUUUGGCCACGGUUGAAGAAGUUAGAAAUAAUUUGGACACCCUUAAAUUCGGUGGAUAUGAGGGUGUAUUCCGUCUUUUGGACGGUCGCCUCUUGUUGCCUGACUAUCGACUUGAACAUGUUUUCGAUAGAUUUUAUUGGUCGGUGGUGGUGAAGGAAAAAGAGCGAGAGGAGGAUGCAGGCGUUUGGAAGAAAAAAUGGUCAGCUUGUUAUCCAUCAAGUGCUGAUUUGUUGAGAAAGCAAGUCUAUGAUGGAAUUAUUCUCUCUCAACAAGGGAGACAUACUGCAAUGGCCAUUGCUUCCAUCAAUUAUGACGCAGAAGUUAUAUAUUGGCUGCUCAAAACUACAAACCAAAUAGAGCUCCAAGAUUUUGCAAAUUUGCUCAAGCCAAACAGAUUUCAUUUGCUCAAGUCAAACAGAUUUCAUUUGCUCAAGUCAGACAUAGUUAAAGUUUCUAAAAAUUUGUUGGAAAGUUUGUCGGCUUCUGAGUUUCCACUACAGUUUCCACUACAGUUGCCACUUGAACAUGAUCAUUUCAUGAAUCAUUUCCUAGCUAAUCGCUUGUAUUUCAUUUUCAUAUCAUACACUAACCAGACUAAAGGCAUCGUUUAUGUUGAAUUGUUGGUAGAGAUGUACUCUACUAAUAUUGUUCACUACAAAGGUAGAGAUGGUGUGUCCCUUCUGGAUAAAGUUACACUACAUGCUGAAUAUGACGAAGAUUGGAUUCCCGCAUUGACAAAGCUCUUGUCGGUAUCUCACCACUCUGUAGAAAAUCAGGUUUCUGAGAUUAAGCAUCGCUUUGGAGACAUAUUUAUUAAGGCAAUUGAAAGAGGGUAUGCUCAACUUGUAGAAGAUUUAUUAAAAUUGAAAGAUGAUUACAUUGAACAACUCACUACAGCUCUCUGUAUGAAGGCUGCAGCAGGGAUCGUAUGUAAAGGCUAUCUGCAAUGGCUGCCUGAUUUCUUAAAUUUGUUAAAGCAAAAAGUUGGAAAUGAGCUCCCACAAGACGAACACGGAAAGACACUCUUUCAUUAUGCAGCCGAUUCAGAAAAUGAAAAAGUCUUCAAAUUGCUUGUUGAGACAUAUCAAGAUAUGUACAGAGAGAAAAAAAGGGAUAAAUGGGGAAGAAACUUUCUUCAUUGGGCAGCACUCAAUGGACAAGCCGACUUUUGCAAGGAUUGCGUGGAUGAUUGGCAGUUAAAAGUAGAUGCCAAGGAUAGUUUUGGCCGGAAUUCUUUACAUUUGGCAGCUCAAGGAAAGAAGGGACACCUUGUUGUGGGUUAUUUAGUGGAUUCAUCCUCAGUGAACUUAAUUUAUGCAAGGGAUGAUGAAGGAAGAACACCCUUGCACUUAGCAUCUGCAAAAGGCAACAUUGAAAUGGUUGAAAAACUAUUAUCUUUCAGCGCAGAUAAUCCUUCUCAAGGGAUACAUUACAUUAAGCAAGUCGAUGGCUUGGGGAAGACCGCAUUGCAAAUGGCAGCAGGUGGAGGCCAUACGCGUAUUGUGCAGCUAUUUUUGGAUAGAGGAUGUGAUCCCUUAUCAGAGCGUGAUGCCAAUGGAAGCACAGCAUUGCACUAUGCCGUUCAAGCAAAGGAUCCAGAGGUUGCAUUGGCCAUAUCGCAGAGCCUCCUAGAUAAAUAUGAGAAUGAAAGGAAAAAAAAAUUGCUUCUCUUGUGGGCCUCAGCAGGCGGCAUUGGCACUGCAGAGGAAAGAGAAGGGGUAGAUCCUUCGGUUAAGGAUUUCUUUUUACAGGAGAAGGCAAGGGAUAAGAUUAAUUUGUUGGAGGCAGCAGCAAAGACUAAGAAUACAGAAAUGGCCUGGGAGCUUCUAAAUAGAGAUGCCCGUAUGGCAGAUCUUGAUAAGUAUAGAAAUGAAUAUGAUAGAGAUGAAGAUAUAAAGAAUGCAAAAUCGGUAAUAAGAGAAAUAGAUAUAGCAAAGGAGCACGGACGAGAUAAACCAAGCCUGAAGGAUAAUCUCGAAAGAAAUGUUUUAGCCGAAGGUCUAGCUGCUCUAUUUUUGAAUAAAUUUAUAGAAUCUCCGAUCACAGUGGGCAUUUCUGGUGAAUGGGGCAUGGGAAAAUCCAGCCUCAUGAUUCAGACCGAAAGCAUUCUGUUGAUGGCAGCCUCUCAGUUGUCAUUUCCCAAUCUCCUCCGUUCUGAAAAAUUUGUUGGAGCAGAGAAGAUAUCAUUGAGUACUAAAGGUCGAAAGAUAUAUACAAGGAUGAAAAUCACCAUGAACAAAUUAUUCUCAUACAGCGAAUAUCCUGAUCUGUGGGAUGAUGAGGAUCCAUUUCUCGUUUUCCUUCUCUGUGUCCUCCCUAGAGCAAUUUGCCUUGGAAUAAUCAAGAUAUACAAAUUGUUAACAUCCAGCGAGUCAGAGAGAGGACUGGUGAAAUUGUUGGAGGAGUAUCAUCCCCAACGCCAUGCCAUUUAUAAGUCCCUUGCAUGCAUGGAUAUUCAUAAUCAAAUGCUAAGUUCACACGUCAAUGGAGAGAGUGAAUUCCAACAAAUGAGGGGAGUGCCUCGAGUUUUGACAAUUCGAUACAACGCCUGGCACUAUCGCGAUGAGCAUGAAGCUUGGGCUGGGCUAGCAGUCACAAUCACAAAAGAAAUUGAGAAGGCAAUGACUCGAGCACAAAGAUUCAGCACUUGCUGGAGAUAUAGUUGGGCUAAAAAUAGUGUCAACAUCUGCAUACAAAUAUUUUUACCUUGUCUGUUGGUCACAUUUCUAGCAGGCUGGGUGGCUUGGGCAGCUUGGGCCUUAUUAAGGGAUUCUAAAUUCAAAGAUUUACAAUAUGGAUCCAUACCUUGCACUAUCAUAGCAAUUGUAUGGGUGGUAUUGAAAUCUAUUAUUUCUGUUGUGAAACCAGUGAGCACACAGAUGGUGGGAUACAUAAAUUCACCAGAUCACACAGCUCAUCUUGGCUAUCAAGAGCAAGUCAUAUCUGACAUAAAUUUCUUGAAAGAGGAACUUGGAAGAAAGCCUCACUGGUUUUUUUCUAUCAUUUCUGGUGAAUGGUGUAGAAAUUGGUUUGGUUUGUAUCCCGACAAUGUUGAAAAUACAUGCGUCCCAAAAUUUAGGCCAGCCUCUGAGGAUCAACUUCGAAUCAUAACCUUUGUUGAUGACCUUGAUAGAUGUGAUGAAAAAGUUGUUUUACAGGUCUUAUCUGCUAUAAAUCUUGUAUCGGCCGAGUGUAAGAUUAAUGUUAUUUUGGGGAUAGAUAAAAAAAUGAUUCAAAGAGCAGUUGAGAGACAUUUUAAAGAUAAUGAUGAUAAGGAUUUAGCAGACAAGUUUAUUUGUAAGAUCAUUCAAAUUCCAUUGAGUUUGCCGGAUCCUACAAAUAAAGAAUCGGAUAAAUUUCUACAGCAUUUUUUAGGACACCAACCACCUAGAGAUGCUACACUUGGACUGGAAGACAAUGAAGACACAGAUUAUGGUGAUAUAGACACAGAUAAUGAUGAUGAAGGAGUCAUUUUUCCAAGAAGAAGAGAAGAAAAUACAGUGGUUAAUAUUGAUUGUUCUAAUGGAUUAUCCACAGAUUGUAAAGGAGUUAUCAAAAUAGUGUGUCAUUGGUUUGCUUGCUUCUAUCAAAUUUUGUGUUUGAUUGCUUGCAACCUUUCAAGUGAACUUCGACAAAUUGAUGAUGAGAAAAACACAAAAGGAAUCCAUAUUUUGACAUUCUCAAAAGGAGCCCGAUUAACAAGAGAAAUGUUACUAUCAAAUUAUAACCGAGAAGAAGCUACAACCUUGUAUAAGUUGAAGGAGUUUGUCAUUGGCACCCAAAAACUUCCUCGUGAGUGGAAACGUUUUUUAGACUACUGCAAAUUUGUAUGCAAUGUUCUUUCUAUGAGAGGCAAAGUAAACAGGCUACCAAAUUGGAAGCUAGAAUUGGUGGCUUGGAUAUUUGUUUGUUGGAAUUGGAAGCAUGAGAUGAACACUCUCAUCAAGGGUUGGCACAAGUAUACAAUUGUGCAAGCUGGGUCCAUGAAAGAUGAAGAUGAAGUAGAAAAUGUAUAUGGGCCUUCACUUAAACAAAUUGUUAAGAAUUAUGUUGUUGAAUUACAAGAAUCACAACAAAUUUUAGAUUUUGAUGUGGAUUUGGUUAGAGAGGUAGCAUUAAAUAGUAGAACUAUGGAGACACAAACAAUUCAAGACAGCCAGACCCAAUACUUCAAUUGGUUGAACUUAUUAAAGGCAUUAAAAAUUCACGAUGUUUCAAUGAAAGGUAUUCAACUAUUUCAGAAUUUUCGCCUUCAUUGUGAAACUGAUAAUCUUCCAUGGCCUUUGUUAGAGUCAGAUUAUAGCCAAGAAAAAGCUAAAUACUUGAAUAAAAUCAAGAAAUUUGCCACUGGUAGGCGAAAAAAUUCCCAUGAAUGGAAACAGUUUUGGGACUACAACAAAUUUGCACGUAAUAUUCUUUCUAGUAUUGGAGAAGUACAAAAUCUACCUAGUUGGAAGGUAGAAUUGGUGGCUUGGAUAUUUGUUUGUUGGCAAUGGAAACAUGAGAUGAACACUAUCAUAAAGGGUUGGAAAAAGUACGCAAUAGUAAAAUGGAAGGAUGAAGGCAAAUCUAUGGAAGUUGAUGUUGAAGUAAAGGAACAAAUGUCUGAUGCACCUUCACUUAAACAAAUUGUUGAGAAUUUUAUGGAUGUCAAUUUCAAUAAAGAUGGAAGAACAAUAGAUGGCCAUGAUAUUACAACUGAUUGGUUGAACUUAUUAAAAGCAUUGAGCAUACAAAAUAUUUCAAUGGCAGGCAUUCAACUAUUUCAACAAUUUCGCUUUCAUUGUGAAAUUGAUGAUCUUCCAUGGCCUUUGUUGGAGUCAAAUGUCAAGAUAUAAAAAGCUUGACUUUGUUAAAUUUUGCUAAAUACAAAUAUCUUACCACAACGAACCGGUGAAAGAUCUUGGAGGGGAAGAUAUGGGUGAAAGAUCUUGGAGGCACUGGUCCUAGUUCCAGAACCAGAAGUAGGAACAACAACAAGGGUACACCUCCAGAUUCAUCAUGGAGGAGCUGGAGGAAAUCAACAAGAUUUUUGUCCAGAAGAACAAGGAUUUGGUCUCUUAAUUGAGAGUUUUUUCUUUUGUUUUGUCUUGUUUGUCUACGUUUCAUGAAGUUAUUUACACAUCCUUUUAUA
This is a messenger RNA of Cryptomeria japonica (Japanese cedar), 5300 nucleotides long. RefSeq lists its product as uncharacterized. Gene Ontology annotation, cellular component: chloroplast outer membrane. The transcript is spliced from 14 exons. The record is from RefSeq and is a predicted model, not a curated record. The coding region runs from base 106 to 5004 and encodes 1632 amino acids. Lineage: Eukaryota; Viridiplantae; Streptophyta; Pinopsida; Cupressales; Cupressaceae. Gene Ontology annotation, molecular function: protein binding; chloroplast targeting sequence receptor activity. Gene Ontology annotation, biological process: protein targeting to chloroplast.